AUGACAAGUGAACCGAUCCUUCACCUUCCAGAUUCAAAUAAGCCCGUUCGUUUCGACAACCGAUGCUUCAGAUGUUAGAACAUUCCCCAUCAGUUACGCUUGCAAUUAGUUUCUCCAAGACAACGCAAGUACAGCACCAUCGAAAGAGAAUGUUUGGCAAUUGUGUGGGUGAUACAGAAGUUUCGAGUCUGUUUUUACGGAAGAGAGUUUGUACUCCAGGCGGAUAAUCAACCAUUAAUUAAUCUAUCUGAAUCUAGUUAGGUUUUUUAUAGCAUGCAUAAUACAAAAGGCGUUUGACGGACUGCAAACGUACAAAGUUUGGAAAUGAAAAUUUUUCAUUAUUAUAUGUAUAUAUAUUGUUUUAUGAGGUGCACAGUGAUGCUUUAUUUGAUCGCUCGCGACCGAUUGCAAACUAACACUUCGUAACAGCUAGUUUUCCUGUAAAAGCAGCGUUUGGUUUGUAAUUUUUUGGACGAAGGAUCUUUCCUCGAAACGUCGAGAAUUAUUUUUGCCUUUUGGAUUGAUGGUUCCCUUAAUUUGAAGACUAACUCUUAUCUUUAAAUAUAUUGUUCCAAUAUAGGUGAGUGUUCAGCAACCCAGGGAUAUCACAACACCCAUCUUCACCUUGCUUUGACUCGUGGAUUAAAAUGUCAUCCUAAUGAUAAUCCCCCGACUGUAAAGGAAACACUUUUGUGUGGCAGGUAAAAUAUUUUGAUCAUGAGCAGUAUAGUCGAUAGCGACUACCAGCCAUGUUUUCAUUUUGAAGGAAAAAUUACAUAAUUUGGGGUAGCAUAAAUAAUAUCACAAUAUCAUUUUACGAAUUCAGACAAAAGACAGUAUAUUUCAACCUAUACAGAAGGACUUGAGUUAUUAUUAUAAGAUUCAUAGAAGGCAACAAAGUUUAAAUAGUCGCCCGAUUUUCCGUGUUUAUUGCAAGGGAAGGAAUUGUUUCUGAAAAUGAAUGCAAUUCACCCAUGCGAAAACAACAUAUAAGAGCAGACAUUCAAUAAAAGUAAGUUAAAUAUUAUUAUUAUAUAUCAAUAGUCAAACUUCUAGUGUUUUAUUGGUCGAGAGCAUAUCACGUGAGAGUGACGAAAUUAGAUUGUCUCCCUCGCAACAGCGCGAGAAGGAAACAAUACGUUAUCGACCGGCGAAUAACGAAAAAAAUCACGUGCGCCAUCAGGUGAAGUUGUGACCUUUGGACAUGCCUAGUAAUUUAAACUUUCGCUUUGAGUAACUGCAGUGCUUAAUUUAACGUUUUAACAAUAAAAUAUUUCAUGUAUUUACGUUCAUUUGUUCUUUAAUUUGUUGUUUCUUUGACUAUUGAUAUAUAAUAAAACACUUAUUUACUGAGACCGAAGGAAACAGUGUGUUUUGUGGACCCGAGACCGUCGAUGUUUCCCGAGGCUCGGGAAACAUCGACGGUCUCGGGUCUACAAAACACACUGUUUCUUUCCCUUGGUCUCAGCAAAUAAGUGAUAAAUAACGUCUUUCAAACAAUGAAAUCAAUCAAUCAAUAAUUUGUGCGCCAAAACUCAUUACCAAGGAAAAGAGAUUUUUAUGACAUAAAUGUUGUACGUUUCGCGUUUCAGAUACCUGCGUGAGAAAAAUUAUGACGGGUAUUAUUAUAACAAGUGUCAAAAUUUACGACGAGAUUUGCGCGAGGCAUAUGAUGAGGCAUUCAAGAAAUAUGAUGUUCUUAUUAUGCCAACAAUACCUAAAAAGGCUUCACAAUUUCCUUCCAAGAACCCUUCCUUAUCUGGUGAGUGGAAGAAAUUUUGCUUGUGAGCCACUUGCAUUGACGAUCUAUAGCUAAGCUAAUUCCUGACGGGAUCAUUUAGCUAGUAGAUAACUUAUAAUUUAGGAAUCAUUUAGCUAGUAGAAUAAUAUUUUAUCACGGAAUCAUUUAGUUAGUAAAUAAAUAUAAUUAAAAUACUCAUUAAUAAUUCAUAAACCUUAUGGCGAAUCAUGUCAGCCAUAACAUGUCACGUACUUUAUAUCUGAUAGAACUCAUCUUCAUUAGUAUUCUUUAUAGUUAUAAUUGCUCAUCUUAAUUAGUAUGAUUACAUAAUUGUUCAUCAUUACUAAUUAGUAUUCUUUUCUAGUCGUAUUUUAAAGGUGCCCUACAGUCCGACCUGCGCAUGUACACAAAGGAGCCCACUUUUUAUGAUACAAACAGUUUAACUAUGUUUGGGUUCUUGCAAAGCCUGAUUGUUGUUUCUUGAUCAUUUAUUAUACUCUAGAAGCUUGAAAAUAUAAAUAGUUGUCGAAUAAAGCUCAAUAUUUUGGACACAAAAAUGUAAACAAAGGCUUUGUUUACAUACGGACUGUAGGGCACCUUUAAACUAUUCCGCAAAACACUCGUUGUCGUGUUUUAUCAGGUAUAAAGAGAGCUUUAAGAAAGGGACAUUUUCCCUUUGCGAACGCCGAGCAGAAGUCAAUAGAACUAUUAUAGAUUGCUACAGUGUUUUUUAAAUGUGAAACUAGAAUCAUUGACAAAACCCUUCGGACAGUCCUAGCUCUAGUGUCCCUCUUAACUUCCGUGGUCCCUUAACAAUGUAAUUAUGUUAUCCUAACAUAUAAUAAUGCAAGCUGCAACGUUAACAAUGAAAACGUUGUUAUGCACAGCAACAUUGGUUAGGGGGAGGAAAACAUAUUUCGAGGAAACAUAUUUGGAGGAAACAUAUUUCGCUUUUUAUGAGAUUUUAAUUUACAAUCUUUAGAUUUUGGGGAAUAUAUUUUAAAGUGCCGAUGGGGGAAGGUUUUGUCAUUGAUUGUAUAUUAACUGCAGCCGUUCUUGAUUUUAAGCAUGAACUGCUGACGCCAUAAUUGACGGCUAUACGUGUUGUCAAGAACGUCGCUUGUUUUAGUUCUAUAGUGUAUCUUUAGGGACGUGUACGUAAUAUAAUAUUAUUCGUUUUAACCACUAAGUUUGUUUUUUUUUAACCUCAGAAUAUCUUGAAAAAGCCUACGAAUUGUCCAAAAACACCAGUCCAUUUGAUGUCUCAGGUCAUCCUGCUUUGUCAAUCAACGCUGGAUUUUCACAUGGGUUACCUGUGGGAAUGAUGAUUGUUGGUAAAAUGUUUGAUGAAAUGACAGUACUAAACGUGGCGUACACUUUUGAACAAAUGCGUGACAAUGUAUAA
Messenger RNA from Paramuricea clavata, 3146 nucleotides. The record is from the annotation of a GenBank genome assembly. Lineage: Eukaryota; Metazoa; Cnidaria; Anthozoa; Malacalcyonacea; Plexauridae.